AUGGACACGGAGAUGGACCAAACCCACCAGGUCGAUGUCGGAAAUCUACUGGCUUUCAAUCCAAAUCACCGCUUCCCUUCUGCUCCUUCUUCAAGGGAUGAGCUUGUGCAAGAGUGCAUUACGGAGGGAACAAAACUUGUUCAGGCAAUAGCCGAUGCUCUUUUUAACUUUCCUUCUACUGAAACUAUUGAUGGUCCCUUUGUCCAGUUGCCCCCGCCUACAACCAAACUUCCUAGAGAGAAACAUCUUCCAAGGCCCAAGCCUCCUACAAAAUGGGAAGAAUUUGCUCUUAAGAAAGGUAUACAGAAGCGCAAGAAGGACAAGAUUGUAUACGACGAGCAAACCGAUCAGUUUAAGCGUCGCCAUGGUUACGACCGUGUUAAGGAUGAUAACGAUAUUCCCAUUAUCGAGGCAAAGGAAACAGAUGAACCAGGAGAAGAUCCUUUUGCCAAGAGACUGGAUGAGAAGAAGAAGAGAGUUGGGAAGCAAGAGAAGAACCGUCUGGAGAAUUUGAAAACAGCUGCAAAAGCUGGUGCUUUACCUAGCCAUGUCCAACUUGCUGCAACCGCAUUGCCCAUAUCAGGCACGAAAUCUCAGCCAAAGAAAAUCGGAAAGGAAGAGCUUGGAGACGUAGCAGGUUUAGCUGCUACUUCAACCGCUAGUGGUGGAAAGUUCGACAAGAAGCUGCCUGGAGAGAAACCUCUUAAGAAUCUAGGCAAACACCACAAGUAUUUACCGGUUGUAUCAAUGUCAAAGAAGAAGGUAAAAAAGGCCAAAAAGGAAGGUAAGGUGGUGAUUGACGAGGAAAAAGAACAGACAAGUAACGUACUUGGCAAGAUACUCUCCAAGCAUUCGCAUGAGAUCCUCAAUGUUGGCAAGGCGAUAAACAUGUACAACGACAAGAAGGAGAAAAAGAAGUCAGGAAGAAAAUCAGACAAAUUGAAACCUAGGAAGGACAUCACCAAGAAGAAGUCUGCCAACAAAGCCUAG
Molecule: messenger RNA, 990 nt
Organism: Thlaspi arvense
Lineage: Eukaryota; Viridiplantae; Streptophyta; Magnoliopsida; Brassicales; Brassicaceae
Source: the annotation of a GenBank genome assembly